Phaeodactylum tricornutum CCAP 1055/1 is the source of this 1767-nucleotide messenger RNA. RefSeq lists its product with no specific name. The transcript has 3 exons. The record is from RefSeq and is a predicted model, not a curated record. NCBI's taxonomy places the organism in Eukaryota, Bacillariophyta, Bacillariophyceae, Surirellales, Neidiaceae. Bases 197 to 1504 code for a protein of 435 amino acids. Gene Ontology annotation, molecular function: oxidoreductase activity.
CUCCUUUUUUCAAUACCAAUCGGAUUGGUCUUCUUGUUAGUCCUCGUCGUGUAUACCUUUUUUGGUACCAAACGCGAAUCCUCCACAAGAUCUUUCCACACUACCGCUUCCAUCACUUCUUUGCCAGACUUGUGUUCUCGUUGUGGAUUCGUAGCUAGCUCACUGUGUAUCUUUUGCGGACUCUACGCUUCUUGCAAUGAAACUUCAGCUCGCUUCUCUUGCUCUGUGGGCGUCAUCUGCUCUCGCGUUUGCGCCUAACUCUCUACCUUCUCGGAACAAUCGUGCGGUAGGGUAUGUUCCUUCCUCGAUCUCCUCGCUGCACGCUGCGGCGUUGGAACCUCCACCGCUGUCCCCGCUCACACAAUGGGGCGAUCGGAUCGAGAACAUUCGGGCGCUGCAGGCCGAGCUCAAAGCCCGCGAGUUGCCUCCCUUUGCCCCGGAGCUCUCCGCCGUCAAAGACUGUGGUCUUGCUCGUGAGGACACCGAAGGACAACUCGCCUACGUCCGCGACAACGCCAUGCGCAUCAAAACUAUGAUGCAGGAACACGGCGCCGUCGUCUUUCGAGAUUUCGAUCUCAUGAAGACUCAAGAAGGAUUCCAAGCCUUUUACGCAGCCAUAGGAAUGAAAGCCUGUUUGGAUCCCUUGCAUUCCGUAUCGGCACGGCCAACGGUGGAUGGACAAAAGAAUUCUCCCGUCUACGAAGCCGUCAACAAGGAAUCGCGCAAGAAUUUUUUUAUUGGCAUGCACAAUGAAUUCGUCGGAACGCGCGCUCCGCGUGCUGCAGCCUUUGUCUGCUUCAAGGCCGCCGAAACCGGCGGGGAAUUCCUUGUUGCCGAUGGCCGUCGCAUGUUUCGUGAUCUCGAUGCCGAUCUCAUCGAAGAGCUCUACAACCGAGAAAUCCGUUACUCGGUCAUGGAAUUGCCAUUUUUUGGAUGGAUCGAUAACUUGCCCUCGUUCGUUCAGCAACCCGCCAUGAAUGUCGUUCGCGGGGCAGUUUCGGCGGCGAUCAACGCCAAGGUAGAUUUUGACGUGGAAUUACUCUGGGGCGAAGGUGGAUACGACGGUACCCGCAUGUUACAAGCUCGAGCACCAUCGCAGCCGCCGAUUGUCAAGCACCCCGUCACUGGAGAUCCGACCUGGUUUUGCAACGUGCAUUCUCACAGUUCGAAACUGCGUCAUCAGCGCGAAUCAAUCUAUGGUGCGGAACGUUUCGAGGACGGUGCUUCCCAAAUCAACAAGUCCGACAUGUUUUUUGGUGACGAUGGCGAGCUGUCGGAGGCACAGUUGAAGCAACUGGAUGAAGUCACGGUGAAAAAUACCCGCUACGUCAAGAUGACGGAAGGAGAUGUCGUGCUUUUGGACAAUUAUAAAACUAUGCACGGGCGCAACGUCUUUGACGGAACCCGCAAACACGGCGUGGCCUGGUUCGAGGGAUGGGAAGGUGAAGCUGAUAUGAAACAACAAUUUCAAGCCGAAGGAGCUUCUCAAAAAGUGGUUGCGUAAACGAACAAUUAACCCGCUCCUCGUUCCUGCGCAAGUCUCCAUUCCAUAGACACACUCGCGUGUUAUCAAAUCCAGUAGCGCCUGCUUCUAACUAGCUCUUUUCGUCUCGAGCGCCGAGGAAAAGCGGCACUUUAGUUUUGUGGAGUCCACCAAAUUCUUAGAUUUGAAUCUUAACAAAGAAAUUGAGUCUUAAUGUAGGUUUGCGGGGCGGAAUGAGAGCGUUGUAUCUAUUGAGAUCGGAUUAAUAACCUUCACCUUUUAGA